Molecule: messenger RNA, 4449 nt
Organism: Dendronephthya gigantea
Lineage: Eukaryota; Metazoa; Cnidaria; Anthozoa; Malacalcyonacea; Nephtheidae
Exons: 1
Coding region: 1-4449 (1482 amino acids)
Molecular function (GO): zinc ion binding; nucleic acid binding
Source: RefSeq, a predicted model, not a curated record
AUGGCGGUGACGAGACAACAAAGUCAACGAAUUGAUCUUGAAGCACAAGAGCAGUCGGGUUUAUCUAAUGAAACGGAGACGAAAGUAGGAAUCUUCCAGUCAGUAUUGCGAAAAUUAUCAUAUUUUAACCGAGCAACAACCGAGAUUUUGAGAGGGAAUUCGAUAGAAGCGAUUAAACGACAACAAACAACACUAAAAACCAAAGUAGACGAAGCUUAUGAUUUGAUUGUAUUAAUACAAGGCUUGAAGGUUGAUGCGGGCCAAGAAGAUGAAGUUAUUGACGAGUGGACAAACGAAAACAAAGGCAAGUUACGCGUAUUUGAGGAGGUUAUAGAAGAGUUAAAUAAUAAGCUUUUAGACGACGAAGGAAAACGAAAGGAAAUUGAGCGUCGGGAGAAAAUUCGACAAGAAGCAGAAGCACGAGCUCAAAUUAGAGAUGAGGAAAGAGAGAUAGAAUUGGCAAAGCGUGAAAGAGAAGAAGAGUUUGCGUUAUCUCUUGAGGAAAAGAAGCUAGAAUUAGCUGCUGCGAAGCGGGUUAAAACGAAGUUGCCUGAGCUGCAAAUCUCGAAAUUUCAAGGAACUCAUUUAGAUUGGGUUCGGUUUUGGGGUCUAUUUGAGACCCAAAUUGAUAAAGCUCCCAUGAAAGACGAAGCAAAGUUUGCAUAUUUAAAAGAACAUCUUGUACCUAAAGUUCGAAUUACAAUUGAUCAAUUACCACUGAAUAGCGAAGGGUAUGCAAAAGCGAAAAGGAUGUUGGAGCAAAGAUAUGGUGACGCAAGCGAGGUAGUCAAUGCACAUAUUCAAGAAAUUCUGUCUUUACCUACUAUUACUGGCGUAUCAAAACAAAAGAUACACAACUUUUAUGACAGUCUUUUGGGGCAUGUUCAAGCUCUUGAAGCAUUCGGAAAAUUGGGGGAUGUUGCAGGAAAUGUAAGGAUGACGUUGGAUAAAUUAGAAGGCAUUCGAGCUGAUUUAACGAGAACCUCAUCAGAUUGGAAAAGGUGGACUUUCCCGGAGUUAGUUGAGGCAUUACGACAGUGGAUUGAGCGAAACCCAUUACAACAAAGUGAUAAAAAAGAUGGAUUUUCAUGGAAAGAUGGUAAGCGAGAUAAGUUAUUGUUAACAAAGGAACAAUCUAAACAUUGCGUAUAUUGUGAAAGCAAAGAUCACAGAUCUGUGGAAUGUGAUAAAGUGGUGAAUGUCAGUGACCGGAAGAAAAUUCUCAGCGACAAGCACCGGUGUUUCAACUGCACUGGCGAAAAGCAUAGAGCAAGUGAUUGCAGAAGUAGGAGCCAAUGUUACAACUGCAAGAGAAGGCAUCACACUUCUAUUUGUGAUAAACUAAACGCAAAUCAAAAACUGCUGUGUCAACCUAGUGGGAAGGAUGUAGUUUAUCCAGUUGUGGUGGUAGAGAUGGGAGGACUAAAGUGUCGAGCACUUUUAGACACUGGGUCUGGGAGUUCAUUUGCAUCAAGCACGUUGUUAAACGCAAUUGGAAAAAAGCCAAUAAGACAAGAAUUUAAAUCAAUAGAGAUGAUGCUUCAAACAACAACAAGGAAGAUUGAUGUUUAUGAGGUGGAGAUUGCAGCUGUUGAUGGCAAUUUCAAGAUGUCAUGUGAACUGAAUCGAAUCGACAAGGAUGUGCUAAUGAAAGUGCCAAAUCCGAGGUAUAAAGAACUUAUUGAAACCCAUGAACACCUUAAAGGAGUACAUAUGAAUGAUAUUGAUGAGAAAGCACUUUUACCUGUGCAUCUAAUCCUAGGUGCCAGUGAUAUGUCUAGAAUCAAGACAACUGUACCUGCUAAGGUUGGGAACGAUGGGAUGCCAAUCGCUGAGAAAACUGCUUUGGGAUGGAUUAUCAUGUCACCGGGGCGAGAGAAGAACCAUUCCUACUUGAUGUUUACCAAGAGCUCCCAAGAAGACUACAUGCAUCUUUGUAGUCUGGACGUGCUUGGAUUAGAAGACCAUGUUGAAGGAGAUCAAGGGAGCGUGUAUCGAGAAUUUAAAGAACAGCUUACUCAGCAAGAGGACGGUCGAUAUGAGACAUCGUUACCAUGGAAGGCUCACCAUCCGGAGCUGCCGACCAAUUACCUUGUAGCCAAGAGGAGAUUUCAGUCAUUAUUCAACCGACUUGACAAACAGCCUGAACUGCUGAAGACUUAUCAUGAUAUAGUGGAAAAUCAACUCAAAGAUGGAGUGGUCGAGAUUGCGCCUGAGAAACCUGAAGGGAGCCGAGAGCAUUACAUUCCCCACAAACCGGUAGUACGAGAGCAAGCCGAGUCUACGAAAGUAAGAAUUGUGUUUGAUGCUUCGGCAAAAGCUGAUCAAAAAUCCCCAUCAUUGAAUGAUUGCUUGGACAUUGGUCCCCCACUCCAAAGAAGAAUCCUUGACAUACUACUUCGUAAUCGACUUAAACCUAUUCUCUUAGCUGGUGAUAUAAAACAAGCGUUCCUACAAAUAGUGAUUAGAGAGAACGAGCGAGAUGCGAUGAGAUUUUUAUGGAUAAACGAUCUACAAUGCAAAGAGAUGGUGGUGUAUCGUAUGACCAGAGCGAUGUUUGGGCUAGGCCCAAGCCCAUUCUUACUCGGAGGGACUUUGAACGUUCAUCUCGAGAAGUAUGCAGAGCACUAUCCACAAUGUGUUGAAGAAUUAUCUGAAGGAACGUAUGUUGAUGACAUAAACAUCGGAGGUGAUAAAGUAGAGGAGACGGUAGUACUCAAGGAGCAAGCCAAAGAAAUUCUCAGCGAGGGAAGCUUUGUUUUGCACAAAUGGCAUUCUAAUGCUGCGGAGUUAGAGAGUGACAACGUGGAAGACGGAGAAUCUACCUUUGCUAAAGAAACUUUGGGAACUAAGCCAUCGGAGACCAAGCUCCUGGGACUGGGAUGGAACAAAAAGGAGGAUACUUUGUCUGUAUCACUACCAAAGCAGAAAGUAGAAAUGACCAAACGGAUAGUUCUUCAAACAAUGGCGAGAGUAUAUGAUCCCCUGGGUUUAGCUAGUCCAUAUUUACUCACAGCUAAAGUAAUCUUCCGUGAUAUAUGUGAUCGUAAGCUCGGAUGGGAUGCUGAAUUACCUAAAGAUCUGAAGGAUCGAUGGAAGCGGUGGUUAGAUAGAUUACCAGGCAGUUUAACCUUCCCAAGAAGUAUCCCUCGAGAGAGAGUCGUCACUACCGAGAUUUACAUUCAUGGUUUCGCUGAUGCAAGUAUUCUGGGAUGUUGUGCCGCUGUCUACGUUGUGACCAAACAGGGUGCUCUAGUUUCUCAAGGGCUGCUAGUGUCCAAAACGAGACUGGCAAAGCGAGAUUUAACAAUUCCAAGAUUGGAACUAGUGAGUUGUCAUAUGGUCUGCAAUCUUAUUGACAAUGUCAGAAAGGUUCUUAGUCAUCUUCCAGUGAUAAGCGUUUGUGCGUGGAGCGAUUCGACCGUUUGUCUACAGUGGAUUAACGGACAGGGUAACUAUAAGCAAUUCGUAGCAAAUCGAGUGAAAAAGAUCACCGAGAAGCAAAUCGAGUGGAAGUAUGUUCCAACUCUGGAAAACCCUGCAGAUAUCGGCAGUCGAGGUACAACACGAGAUCUUCAAGCGAAUGAAACCUGGAUGAAAGGGCCUAGUUGGUUGAGUGAAACUGAAAAAUGGCCGGAGCAAGUAAAGAUCAAACCGAGCGAGAAGUCCGAGUCAGAAAGUCGAAUGAUGAGAGAAGUAAUGAAAGUUACCAUUCAGAAAGAGGCCGAUUUCAUCGAUUGUUUACUAGAGAAAUUCGGUCUGACUAAAACUGUUCGAAUUUUAGCUUGGGUCACGAGAUUUAUUGACAACUUCGUGUGUGGCAAGAAAGUCAACGGACCAUUAGUGACCGAAGAAACACAGAAGCAGAUGAAGUUCUUGAUUAAACGCGCACAAUCCGAGAGCGAAGCACUUGAGAUCUUCAAAGUGGAUUCUACCAGAUUAAAUCUUCAAAAGAAUGGCGAGGGAAUAUACGUGUGCCAAGGACGAAUCCAAGGUGAAUAUCCAGUGUAUCUGCCAGCAAAACAUGUAUUAUCUGAAUUGGUCGUAAAGCAAGCUCAUAUGAAGACCCUGCAUGGGGGAGUUGCCCUGAUCAUGAGCAAAGUCCGUGAAGAAUUCUGGAUUCCUAAAUUACGAACUUUGGCGAAGAAAGUUCUCAGUUGUUGUUAUGGUUGCAAGCGGUUCCAUAUAGUGCAUGAACCAACUCCACCUCAAGGUAAUUUACCAAAAGAAAGAACCGAAGGGAUGACGCCAUUUGAAAUCGUUGGUGUAGAUUAUGCUGGCCCUAUUUACUAUCGAAACAAGAACAAUGAACAGAAAUCGUAUAUCCUUAUCUACACCUGUUCCUUAACAAGAGGGCUCCACUUGGAACUUUUACCUGAUUUGAGUUGUGAGGAAUUCCUGGCAAGUUUCAAGAGGUUUGUAGCGGUUCGCGUAGACCAAAGAAGAUGA